AUGUCUACCUCUAUGCUCUUACCUGAUGUUGAUGCUGACAAACAUCAUAUUGAUGCUGACGAACAUCAUAUUGAUGCUGACAAACAUCAUGUUGAUGCUGACAAACAUCAUAUUGAUGCUGACAAACAUCAUAUUGAUGCUGACAAACAUCAUAUUGAUGCUGAUCAACAUCAUAUUGAUGCUGACGAACAUCAUAUUGAUGCUGACGAACAUCAUAUUGAUGCUGACGAACAUCAUAUUGAUACGGACGAACAUCAUAUUGAUGCUGACGAACAUCAUAUUGAUGCUGACAAACAUCAUAUUGAUGCUGACCAACAUCAUAUUGAUCCUGACAAACAUCAUAUUGAUGCUGACAAAUAUAUUGAUGCUGACAAACAUCAUAUUGAUGCUGACCAACAUCAUAUUGAUGCUGACAAACAUCAUAUUGAUGCGGACGAACAUCAUAUUGAUGCUGACGAACAUCAUAUUGAUGCUGACAAACAUCAUAUUGAUGCUGACCAACAUCAUAUUGAUCCUGACAAACAUCAUAUUGAUGCUGACAAACAUCAUAUUGAUGCUGACAAACAUCAUAUUGAUGCUGACAAUCAUAUUGAUGCUGACAAACUUCAUAUUGAUCCUGACAAACAUCAUAUUGAUGCUGACAAACAUCAUAUUGAUGCUGACCAACAUCAUAUUGAUCCUAACAAACAUCAUGUUGAUGCUGACCAACAUCAUAUUGAUGCUGACAAACAUCAUGUUCAUGCUGACGAACAUCAUAUUGAUGCUGACGAACAUCAUAUUGAUGCUGACAAACAUCAUAUUGAUGCUGACAAACAUCAUAUUGAUGCUGACAAACAUCAUAUUGAUGCUGACAAACAUCAUAUUGAUGCUGACGAACAUCAUAUUGAUGCUGACAAACAUCAUAUUGAUGCUUACCAACAUCAUAUUGAUGCUGACGAACAUCAUAUUGAUGCUGACAAACAUCAUAUUGAUGCUUACCAACAUCAUAUUGAUGCUGACAAACUUCAUAUUGAUCCUGACAAACAUCAUAUUGAUGCUGACAAACAUCAUAUUGAUGCUGACGAACAUCAUAUUGAUGCUGACAAACAUCAUAUUGAUGCUGACAAACAUCAUAUUGAUGCUGACAAACAUCAUAUUGAUGCUGACAAACAUCAUAUUGAUGCUGACAAACAUCAUAUUGAUGCUUACCAACAUCAUAUUGAUGCUGACGAACAUCAUAUCAGACAUAUCAGGCUUUCAAACCACAACAUGUGA
Messenger RNA from Procambarus clarkii (red swamp crayfish), 1254 nucleotides. Lineage: Eukaryota; Metazoa; Arthropoda; Malacostraca; Decapoda; Cambaridae. The record is from RefSeq and is a predicted model, not a curated record.